CUUCCUCUUCACGAUUCGGCCCCGCCAUGGUGUGACGACAGUCUCCAGCUGCUGGUCUCUGGAUUUCUGCCUUGUUGCUUGCUUUUUUCGGCAGCAACGUCGGGAGACGGAUUGGGUGACGGUGCUUGUGCUCGCCGGCGGAAAACCUCCUCGUUUUGAGAAGCUGGCUGACGGGCAGCAGGCGGCGAGUGAGUCGGCAGGCAGAAGUUUGUGAUCGGGAGCCACCAAGACAACACAACGGAUUCCACCCUCGUGUGGUGCUGAGUUUUCUAGAGCACCAGAGGGAUGUGGAACGAGCUUCGGCAGAGGGACCAGAUUGAGGUCUGGGCGAUGGCAUCACGAUGGCAAGCCGAAAUAGGUGCGGAGCAAGAGACCCGAUCUGUCAGUCAGUGAGACAGGUGGUGACCGAGCGUGGCUGUGUGCGUGUGUCUGGCUGUUAUGGCAGAUCGUGUGCGUGACUACGAGAGGAGCGGUCUGGAUGGCGAGGCGCGUGAGCGGCUGCGGCGUGUGCAGAGGGAGGUGCUGAUCAACGUGAGCCUGCCCGACGCCAUCAGCUGCCAGACCGUCGAGGACGGGGCGGUGGUUCGUGUGGACAUAGAGGAGACGGCCCACUCCAGCCCGUGCCACUUCCUCACGUCCGUGUGCCCCAACCUGGCCGUCUGCUGUGCCGAGCCCCUGCCCCGGCCGACCACCACCAUGUGGCGCGACAACGAGCUGACGGCCCUGCUGGACCAGGUGUACACCCAGCUGCAGACCCACCCGCUGCUCACCACCACUCCCAUGCCGUCCAAGAGCGACAAGGAGUACGAGCAGAUGGUCAACCGCAUGCUCUGCAUCUCGCCGCAGAAACCCAACCGCAUCCUCACCCCGCCGUCGCUCGACGCCACGCCGACUGAGCUGCCGUCCACCGCCACUCAUGAGGUCAUGAUGACUGACCGGAGCGAGGUGCGGCAUCAUGAUGAUGUCGAGAGCGAGGUGCGGCAUCAUGACGAUGUCGAGAGCAGCGAGGCGGAUGACGAUGACGAGGAGGCAGAGGACGAGAAGGAGGUGGACGAGGGGGGCGCGUACGACGGCCAGAGCCGACCCGAGACUCCCCCGGAGAUCACGCCACACAAUGUCACACCGACCAAUAAGGCAGAUGCCAAGAAGGUGAGGACAUCAGGGAAGGACGUGUAUGUGAGCUGGCACUCAAAGGUGUAUGGCGUGGAUGGUGUGUCUGUCUGUCUGUCCCUUGUAGGCCGAGUUGGAUCGGUUGUUGGGUGAGUGGGAGCGUCUGUACGAGAGCGAGAAGGUCACCAUGGCCCACGACGCCUGGACCAAGGUCGUCACCGCCACGCAGGACUACCUCACCAUCAUCGGACACAUCGACAGCCCCGAGGGCGACAAAACACGUGAGCGACGCGACGCAGCGAGAGAGAUGUCGGCCAGGCAAUCCACCGUGUGUCCUCUGCAUGAAUACGUGGCUGCAGCCCCAUCCCCAAUGGACGUGAGGGUUCUGCUGGAGCGUGCGGCCAUCGACGUCAAUGGCCACCCGCUGCUGCAGGACGACGCCCUUCGCCGGUUUGAGAUGGCCAUGAAGGAGAUCCAGGCCACAGACGCCAUCCUCGACACCGCCGACUCACACACAAUGGGCGGCGGAAGCUCGCGAUACGACCUCCGGUAGGACAGGGAGGGAGAGACAGAAAUCGACAAGACAAGCAGGGGUGUGUGUGCACGAGUGUGUGCGUCUUUGUGUGGUCGUCCGUGCAGGUGGCAUGUCGACAAGGACAAUGUGGUGGUCAUGUCAGCCGAGGGCGUCAUCGACGUGCCUCUGUUCCACCUGCUGUGCCUGCUCUACGAGACGGAUUACUACUGUCGUUUCUUCCCCUUCGUCAGCAAGGUCGAGACCAUCAUGGAAAUCGACAGGAUGAACCGAGUCAUGAGACACGAGUACGGAAAGCAUGAACGAGGAGCGAGAAAUGCACAGCGCACCUGUCGAUCUGUAUCUGUCUGUGGAUGUCUCUCCAGGUUCUCCUUCCCGUGGCCGCUGAACAAGCGCGAGAGCAUCAACUAUGGGUUUGGCACGGAUGCGCUGGACGACCCGAGGUACGAGGCGGUGGUGGUGUGUUCGUGGAGCAUCACACACGACGACCGGCACGGCCUGGGCAUCGCGGUGCCGGACAUCAGCCCCCACCGUGUGCCCAUGAAGAUCGACCACUUCACAUGGCGCCUCCAGCCGAUCACCCAACACAAGACCAGGCUGCAAUUCGUUUUCAAGGUACCCACAUGCCAUGCAACCAACCGUAUGUAUGUGUUGAUAGAUAUGUAUACAUACCUGUGCACUCAACCGCGUGGAUACCGUGUGUUUCCUCCCUGGUUGCUGUGCAGGCGAAUCCGCACAUAGCUCAUCUGCCGGUGUCGGUGCAGGCCUACGCGACGCGUUACAUCACCCACAGCGUGUACCGCAACAUGACCAAGUGCGCCAGGCGGUUCAAGGGCUCCGUGUGGGAGAAGCGCAUGCACGAGCGGCCGGACGUCUACGGCUACAUGCAGACCAGACUGGAGGAAUACUUCAGCAACAAACGGGGGCAGGGUGAGAUGAGGCCAGGGGGGAGCCGGAGGGAGGGGGCGACCACUGAAUGAAUGAACGAGUGGAUGGAUGUAUGGAUGAGUGAGUGACUGUCUCAGUGGGGUGGGGUGGGCAGGGCUGAGUGAGUGGUUGAUUUGUCUGUGUGAUGUGAGGGAGGGAGGCCCAUGGGUGCGUGUCCGUAGUGGUGUGUAUCUAUGCGUGAGAGUGCGUGUGGGCUGCUGGGUGAGGGCUGUAGGCGUGUGUUCAUCCAUGCCAUGCCCCAGUCGUACCGUGUGUGUGUGUGAGUGUGUGUGUGUGUUUGAUAGUGGGUGUGAGUCCCCCGUUUCAACUAACUGGUUUUGCCGUCCUUAUUUGCUUUGCCUUUCUGUCCGUGUGCCUUGUGCUCUGUGCGAUCCGUCUGUCUGCGAUCCGUCUCGUCCGAUCGUCGUGUUUGCUUUUUGCCCUUGAUUUUGUUUAUGCAUGUGAUAUGAGCGUGUGUGGAUGUAUAGUGUGCGUGAGAGUAAGUGGAUGGGUGUGCGUACCGUGCAUUGCCGUGCGCCCCUGUCCAUGAGGCUGGACAAAAGCAAGGGCGCCUGGCUUGCAUGGCACGCACCUGCUGCCUCACGAGUACGAGUACGGGUCCUUUACUCUCUUAUCCUUUAUUUCUCGUCCGCCUCUGUGCGGCGCGCGCCGUUGAUCCGUUCCAUGCAGUCCAGCCAUGCAGACAGACGUGCUACUUACUCACUUACACACGUUCACCCGAUAUUUAUUUACGUACUGCCUGCUGCCUGCCUUGCUGCCUUCGCUCACGACCAAUGUCUCUGUGUGUGUGUUUGCCCUGCCAGCCAAGAAACAUGCCACCUGCUGCUCAUGUGCCCGCCUGCCUGUCUGUCUCUCCUACUGCCCUAUUGCCCGUCUUUUUGCCCACCAGUCCACCCAUUGCGCACCGCACCCAGUCAGUCAGUCAGUCAGUCAUGUAGCCACCCAGCCAGCACAUAGUACACCCAUCCAUCCAUUUACCGAUCCAUCAGUGAGCCCUCCCGCCUCCUCCCUUUUUUCCAUGGAUGCAAGUCCUUUGCUGUCCGUUUUGUGCAACAGACAUACACACGUUCAUGUGCACUCAUGUCAUAUAUGUGGCUAAUGAAUGAAGGAAUGCGAUGCUGACUUUUUCUACCGUCGUCAUUUGGAACUGCGACGCACGUACGGGACGUUUCGCACUGCAUGCCAUCCAUCGUCACUUACAGCGUACACACAAGUGCUUGCAUGCAUGUCUGCGCGUCUCCCUGCGCCUGUCGAUAGAGCAAUGAAGAGGUUGUGUUUACUGUUCAUGUGUGCGUGUGUCCAUGCACAUCACAUUCAUCCCUAUACAGGGCCGGUGGCAAGUGGCUGGUGGGUGGCUGUGUGUACCUACCUAACCCAUUCUAUUCCUUGUGUCUUAUCUACCUGAGCACGUCGGGCCCUAAGUCUGUGUGUCUGUAACCCACUGUCUCUCUUUCCUGCUUGAUUUCCACUUCCCCCCACAGCCACACCGUUUGUUUACCAUACACACAUCCACCCAUCCAUCCAUCCAUCCACCCGUAUAUGUCCACACACACACACACACACACCCCACGCCGCCAUCACUCGCACAAAGGAAAGAAGCUCGGUGCACUGUGAGAAUGCACUAAUCAUCUCGCAGCCGCCCGGAGCUGGUGGUGAGCGGUCCGUACAAUAUCUUUUGGUAAGGUACUUUUGUAAGGACUGGCUUGUUGUCCGGCCGUCUGUAUGUCAUGAACUGAUAGAGGGG
Vitrella brassicaformis is the source of this 4334-nucleotide messenger RNA. The record is from the annotation of a GenBank genome assembly. NCBI's taxonomy places the organism in Eukaryota, Vitrellaceae.